GCAGCCAUGCAAGUAGCGAUUAUUGGAGCCGGGGUCAUUGGCCUUUCCACAGCCCAGAGCAUUUAUGAGCAUUACCAUGACAAAGUCAGUCCCUUGAAUAUAGAUGUCUACGCAGACAUCUUUACUCCUCUGACCACCAGUGAUGGAGCAGCUGGACUGUGGCAGCCGUACCUCUAUGACAAGGGCAACAUACAGGAAACAAAAUGGAACAAAGAAACAUUUGAUUACCUUCUGAGUUUCCUCAGCUCUCCUGAAUCUGUUAAAAUGGGAAUAUUCCUGCAGUCUGGUUACAACCUGUGCACCCAACAUGCCCAGGAGCCAUCAUUUAAAGAUAUCGUGUUGGGUUUUCGGGAACUCACCCAGCGUGAGCUCGAUAUGUUUCCUGGAUACAGCUUGGGUUGGUUUAACACUGCUCUAAUGGUGGAAGGGAAGUCCUAUCUACCCUGGCUCAUGGAAUGGUUGGCAAAUAGAGGCGUGAAGUUUCACCACAGAAAGAUCCAUUCAUUCCAAGAGCUGGCAGAUAUUGGAGCUGACGUCAUCGUCAACUGUUCAGGCAUACGUUCAGGUGACCUCCAACCUGAUCCUGAGCUCACUCCAGCCCGAGGACAGAUCCUUAAGGUGGAUGCUCCUUGGUUAAAGCACUUCAUUCUGACACACAAUUUCACAUCAGGAAUUUACACUACACCAUACAUCAUCCCAGGGAGUCGUCUAGUGACAGUUGGAGGAAUUUUUCAAGUGGGAAACUGGAGUGAGCAGAACAAUUCAGUUGACCACAAAGACAUUUGGGAGAAAGCCUGUGCACUGGAGCCCAGUUUAAAAAAUGCUCGCAUAGUGGAGGACUGGACAGGCCUCAGACCUGUACGCAGUAAAGUCAGGUUGGAGAGAGAGACCAUCCGCUCCGGCCCCAGCGUGAUUGAGGUCAUCCAUAACUAUGGUCAUGGGGGCUACGGGCUGACAAUCCAUCGCGGCUGUGCUGAAGAAGCUGCUCGUCUUUUUGGCAAGAUUCUGCAGCAGCAAACCAAAGCUAAAGCUCGACUCUAAUUCACCAGUUUUAUUCGAUGUUACUUGCCUGUUCUAACUAGUUAAUCCAUAAUCAGUCUGUAAUUGAAAUGCAAUUCAGUUAAUGAAAACUUUGGAUCAUGAUCUCACAGCAAUGUAAAUCAGCAGAAACACAAAAUACAAUACAAUAGAUACAACAAGAAAGCUAAAAGUGUUGCGAGAUGGACAUUUUAAAGGAAGAUGAAUCAUUUUUAAAGUCUU
This is a messenger RNA of Neoarius graeffei (lesser salmon catfish), 1260 nucleotides long. Its product is annotated as D-amino-acid oxidase-like. The record is from RefSeq and is a predicted model, not a curated record. Gene Ontology annotation, molecular function: FAD binding; D-amino-acid oxidase activity. The coding region runs from base 7 to 1041 and encodes 344 amino acids. The transcript is spliced from 10 exons. NCBI's taxonomy places the organism in Eukaryota, Metazoa, Chordata, Actinopteri, Siluriformes, Ariidae.